UGGGGGGGGAGGGGAGGGAGGGAGUGAGUGACGCAGGAGGAAGGAGACGCCAUUAGACAGAAAGCUGCUUGUUUACUGCUCGGCCUGUUCUUGCUCUCUCUCUCUCCUUUGCCUCCUUCUCCCUCUCUCUCUCUCUCUCCCCUCUCUAGUCCAUGUGACUCGGCUUCUCGGCAGCGGUCAGCUCAGGAAGUGGGGGGAAUAAGGAUGGCGACUGGCGGCGCAGGAGGCGGUAAAACCUACCCCUUUAAAGUAGUCCUACUGGGGGAAGGCUGUGUGGGGAAGACAUCCCUGGUGCUGAGAUAUUGUGAGAACAAAUUCAACGACAAGCACAUCACCACCCUCCAGGCCUCGUUCUUAACCAAGAAACUAAACAUUGGAGGUAAAAGAGUAAAUAUUGCAAUUUGGGACACAGCGGGUCAGGAGAGAUUCCAUGCUUUGGGCCCGAUUUAUUACAGAGAUUCCAAUGGAGCCAUAUUAGUGUAUGAUAUCACAGAUGAAGACUCGUUCCAGAAGGUGAAAAAUUGGGUGAAAGAAUUACGGAAAAUGUUAGGAAAUGACAUUUCGUUAUGUAUAGUAGGUAAUAAAGUUGACCUUGAAAAAGAUAGGCAUGUGUCAGUUGAAGAGGCAGAAUUAUACUCAGAAUCAGUUGGAGCAAAACACUUUCAUACAUCAGCCAAGCUGAACAAGGGAAUUGAAGAACUAUUUCUUGAUCUCUGUAAAAGAAUGAUAGAAACAGCUCAAGCAGAUGAAAGGGCAAAAGGCAAUGGAAACAGUCAAUCAGGAGGCACAAGACGGGGUGUACAGAUAGUCGAUGAUGAACCGCAACAGAGCAGUGGAGGUUGCUGCUCUUAACUGACCAAAACUGUUCAGCUUUGUUUAUAGAAAUGAAGACUACCAUCUACCACAUCACAUAUUCUUAUACCAAGAGAAUGUCGUUAACAGUGUUUUUAAAAAAAAAACAUUUAUAACCUUCAAAGGACUAAAAGUGCUAAACAAAGUGGGGUAUGUGACAAGAAGACUGCUUUUCCUCCCCUUUACAGUUGUAUGGACAGAAAUGAUCAAUGGCCUUUUUCAUGAACCUUACAUAGAAUUGUCUUUUAAUUGAAAAGCUGUAUAAUUUGCAUGUAGGAUCUUAGUAUGUAGGAGCUGCAGGUAUAUUGCCCUUAUAAAAGUCAGAUCUUUUAUUAUUUAAUAACUUAUGUACAUGUGUUGAAUAGUACACAUUUGACUAUUUUUGGAACAUAACUACUAAAUGUGCAAAGUCAGUCAGAUUAUUAUGGUUUGAGCAGAUUUUUGCACAAGGUUCUCCCUAUUAUGAUUUUUAUCUUGCUCUAUUCCUUAAUAGUGAAAAUAUACCUUGCGAAUUUCAUAUUAAAUAUUUUAUCCACUUUACAAGUUGUGCACAUGUUAUACACUUUCCCCAUGCUAUUGUCUGAAUAAGGAUUGAAAGCAUUUAAGUAAUGCUGCUGUCAAAGUACCCUCUUCUCUCCUAAGCCAAAUUUGAAAUCAACUUUUUUUGAAGGUAAAGUUAGGCUUCCGCAGGUCUCUUUGCAGCUCCACUGGUUAUGUCUAAAGCAUAGUUAGAAAACUUGUUUGUGUAUACAGUAUCUGUGGAAGAUGACAUUUAAACUGGAGAUGUUUGUUUGAAAAAAGGCAAACGCAGGAUUUUCUAUUUGUUGAACUUAAAUCAAUGUAAUAAAAGCAUCAAGGAGUCAUCUGUGUCAUUAACACUAUUGGGGUGUAUUCCCUGUAAAUGGGUUUCCUAAUAUAGUUCAUUAAAGCAACUGAUUUUUCUUGAA
Molecule: messenger RNA, 1799 nt
Organism: Callorhinchus milii (elephant shark)
Lineage: Eukaryota; Metazoa; Chordata; Chondrichthyes; Chimaeriformes; Callorhinchidae
Gene: rab21
Product: RAB21, member RAS oncogene family
Exons: 7
Coding region: 205-852 (215 amino acids)
Biological process (GO): Rab protein signal transduction
Molecular function (GO): GTP binding; GTPase activity
Source: RefSeq, a predicted model, not a curated record